GAUGCCGUUCUGUUUGACAUGGACGGCACGUUGACUGAUUCCAUCGCGGCGGUGGAAGCAGCCUGGGGCAAAGUCGCCCAGGACAUCGGGCAGGACCCAUCACAUGUCAUUGCAUCCACUCAUGGCAAGCGUGCCAUUGACAACCUUGCCCAGUUCAAACCCCACCUCAAGGCUCACGAGAUGGACGACGCCGUGACCGAGUUCGAGGAGACCAUACUUUAUUAUGCCGAUGCUUUUCACCGCCAUCGCUCAGUGCGCAUCCUCCCAGGUAUCCGGAAGUUGCUAGAUUCUAUUCCCGAAGGUCGUUACGCUGUCGCAACGUCUGGUGCCAAAACUUAUGCGUAUGGCUGCAUGACUCGCGUCGGCAUCACACCGCCCAAGGUAACCAUCACCGCGGACGACAAACGCCUCAAGGCUGGCAAGCCUGCCCCCGACCCCUUCCUGCUUGCAGCCGAAUGCCUCGGCUUCGACCCGAAGAGUUGUGUUGUCGUCGAAGACUCGCCUUCCGGCAUCCGUGCAGGUGUUGCAUCUGGCGCGAUUGUCAUCGCCGUGUGUACCAGCCAUGAGAGGGAGGCUAUUGCUGAUUGCGGGGCACACUACGUCGUUGAGGACAUGGAAAAAGUC
Molecule: messenger RNA, 624 nt
Organism: Heterobasidion irregulare TC 32-1
Lineage: Eukaryota; Fungi; Basidiomycota; Agaricomycetes; Russulales; Bondarzewiaceae
Exons: 4
Molecular function (GO): sugar-phosphatase activity; beta-phosphoglucomutase activity
Source: RefSeq, a predicted model, not a curated record